GGCUGGAAUCGUGAAUCCCAUAAGUACAAGAGGGGAGAUUUUGGUAAAUGGAAACUCGAAAUACCAGCAAAUCCUGACGGUUCUUGUCCUAUCCCGCAUGGAUCAAUUGUCAAGGUGGCUGUUACGCGACAUGGAAACACAAUGGACAAGCUUAGCCCAUGGGCCAGAUAUGUGACAAGGCCAAAGGAAACGGUUGUCUACCAUCAGCAAUUCUACAAUCCCCCACAAAAAUUCACAUUCAAACAUCCUCGACCAUCGAGACCGGCAUCGCUUCGUAUUUAUGAAGCUCAUGUUGGUAUCAGCAGUCCUGAAGGAAAAGUCAAUACCUACCGAGCAUUCGCUGAUGAUGUUAUUCCCAGAAUCGCCAGGCAAGGUGUGUUUUUUUAG
This is a messenger RNA of Cylicostephanus goldi, 387 nucleotides long. The record is from the annotation of a GenBank genome assembly. Lineage: Eukaryota; Metazoa; Nematoda; Chromadorea; Rhabditida; Strongylidae.